GGAUCAUCUACGGGAGGCAGAAGAGGGGCUGUUGACUCGCUACUCAGCGCUUCCGUGAAGCAGCCCCCGGGGAGGAGCUGGCGGCGCCUCCGCGAGGGAAGCCCCGGCCCCAGCGCCAGCUCCCACCCUCAAGCCUCCUCUACCGCGCACCGAUCCCGGGCUUGGGGAUCCCCUCCAGCCUCCGGUGCCAGCUCACCUCUGCUCCCCCGUGUCCUUGCUCUCCAGGAGGCGCCCGGGGUCUGGAAGUCAUGUGUACUCCGAGUCACGUGAACUCCGGCGCCACGUGACAGUCUUCCUCCCGCCCCUUCUUUGGUCCCUACCGGCCUGGGGGGCGGUGGCGGUCAAUGCCAGGUCAAGGUCCGCGGGCCUCGCGGAUCGUAGCCCGGACGCACGCGAUCAGAUGAUCUGGGUGUGGACGGCCAAGUUCUAGGCGGGAUGGCUGAGCAAGCGGCGCUAGGACCCCCGGGCAGAGGCUCGAGGAAGGGAGGCAGGUGGGAAAUGCCUUACAAGGUCCCCUUGCGGUCACCAUCUGAGCCCGCUGCCCAAAAUAGCCCCCGGCGCCCGCUGGCCUGCCUUAUGGCCGAGAGAUGGCUGCUGCCUCCGAGCCCGUGGAUUCGGGUGCACUCUGGGGACCCGCGCGCCCGCAGCCCCCUCCCACCCGCUUCCAUCGGGUGCACGGUGACAACAUCCGCGUGGACCCCUCUGGGACGCGGGCCACACGCGUGGAGAGCUUCGCCCACGGCGUGUGCUUCAGCCGUGAGCCGCUGGCCCCGGGCCAGGUCUUCCUGGUCGAGAUCGAAGAGAAAGAGUUGGGCUGGUGCGGACAUCUGCGUCUUGGUCUGACGGCGCUGGACCCCGCCAGUCUGGCCCCCGUUCCCGAGUUUUCUCUGCCCGACCUGGUCAACCUGGGCCACACCUGGGUCUUCGCCAUCACGCGCCACCACAACCGCGUGCCCCGGGAGGGCCGCCCGGAGGCGGAGGCAGCGGCCCCCAGCCGACCUCCAACCCUCCUGGUGGAACCAUAUCUGCGCAUUGAGCAGUUUCGCAUUCCCCGGGACCGCCUGGUGGGCCGCAGCCGGCCAGGGCUCUACAGCCAUCUCUUGGACCAGCUCUAUGAGCUGAACGUGCUGCCUCCGACGGCGCGCCGUAGCCGCCUGGGCGUCCUCUUCUGCCCGCGCCCGGAUGGCACGGCCGACAUGCACAUUAUCAUCAACGGCGAGGACAUGGGCCCCAGCGCCCGGGGGCUGCCAGCUGCGCAGCCCCUCUACGCGGUGGUGGACGUGUUUGCUUCCACCAAGAGCGUGCGCCUUGUCCAGCUCGAGUAUGGCUUGCCGUCCCUGCAGACUCUGUGCCGCCUAGUGAUACAGAGAAGCAUGGUGCACCGGCUGGCCAUUGAUGGGCUCCACCUGCCCAAAGAACUUAAGGAUUUCUGCAAGUAUGAGUGAAGACCCACAGCGCACCAGAGCAGAGCUGCAUCCUGGGGCCCCAGACCUGUGGCUGGCUGGUCUGAAGUUGGCCAUAUUGCUGCCAACCAGGACCAGAAAUAAACAGCCAAUGCUGACAUCUUGAUCAUUG
This is a messenger RNA of Piliocolobus tephrosceles (Ugandan red Colobus), 1575 nucleotides long. It is a transcript of the gene NEURL2, whose product is annotated as neuralized E3 ubiquitin protein ligase 2. NCBI's taxonomy places the organism in Eukaryota, Metazoa, Chordata, Mammalia, Primates, Cercopithecidae. The record is from RefSeq and is a predicted model, not a curated record. The transcript has 2 exons. Gene Ontology annotation, biological process: intracellular signal transduction. Bases 588 to 1445 code for a protein of 285 amino acids. Gene Ontology annotation, molecular function: ubiquitin protein ligase activity.